UCCGUCACCCGUGACCGUGGCUCGGCCUCCGGGGGGCGGAUCAGUGGAGCAGGUGCAAGCGCCGCCUUCACGCGCUGCUCACUCACUGCGGCGCGCUGCGCGUACUCCACCGCUGCGCUGGCGCCGGAUGGACGCGAUGGAUUUACUCCUGCAUUAGAUACACGGCAAACACGUUUUUACUCAGUUUUAAGGUAUGAGCCAUGAGCCCAAGUCCCCAUCAUUCGAAAUGAUCUCCGCAGCACCAUGCACAAUGGCGACUGUAAGCCCCCUGACCCCUUCACCCAGCGGAGCAAUGGGAGCCAACGGAAGCCCCGCGUCUCAGUCCGCACACUCCGGAUUCGCUGCCGCUCUCCGUAAGCUGGCUAAACAAGCCGAAGAUCCAAGAGGUUCAAUUAGUGGCGAGUCAUCGCAUGUCUCUUCCCCGGUGACCAAUCACAUUUCUCCGAUCAGUACGCCGAAGCGUGUUUCAAUGGGUACAAGCCUGGGCCCUCCCACCGGUACCCCGCCUGUGGUCACCAUCGCCCCGACUAAAACCGUCAACGGUUUCUGGAGAUCCGAAGGCCGUCAGGCCGAAACAGGAUUGAGAGGUUCAGGUCAAGAGCGUUUGCCCCCAGAGCGGCCUCUACCAGCCCAGGAGAAGACCUCCCUGUCUAUCCCUCCGUACCUGGGGACCACCCAUCCUUUCAGCAUGACCUCGAGUCCUCUCAUGCAAGACCCUCGUCUACAAACACACCUUCCGCGGCAGGUUCCUCAUAUGUUGCUAGCAGGAGCUCGGGACGAGUAUCUUCGUGAUGGGUUUCGUCCGUACGCCUCGGCAGAGGAGAUGCGUAUGCCUGUGCUUCCGCUAGGGCUCGGUCCGGGGGCUGCGGCCAAUGCUCUUGCGUACUUUCACUCAGGAUAUUUACCGCACCCUUCACUUGCUUCGUACAGGAUGGAAGACUACUACAAUCUAUCUGCCCUCCGCUCGUAUUACCAUCAGCUUCCAGAAGGGGGAGCCCUGCCAGCCUUGCACCCCUCUACUGUUCACCUGCCAGUGCCGGGCGUCUUUUACCCUGGUGACAUCGCACACCAGUCGCUCUCAGCCCUACACUCGGAGAGGCUGCAGAUGGAAGAAGAUCUUCGCCAGCAGGAGAGAGAAAGGGAACGAGAUAAAGAGAGAACGCGUGAAAUCGAACGGGAGCGGCAGUGGGAGCGCGAGGUGCAGAGGGACAAGGAGAGAGAGAGAGAGACCGGACGAGAGAUCGAGAUUAAAAAAGAGAGGGCGAGAGAGAUCCAGGCAGUCAAGGCGAUGGAGAGUCGCCACCUGAGCCACGAGCCCCACGCGAACCAACGCUCAAUCUCUCACGGGAACUCUCACUCGCUGUCUCAUCCGUAUUCGCACCGGCAGCCGGUGAAGGACAGAGCCAAGCUGGAGGACAGACUCGCUGGUAAUAAAACGGACAAAGCCAAAGAAACGUCAUUGCUCAUGCAUCAGCCUGGUCCAUACCCAUCCUCAGGAGGUCCACCUUCCAUCUCCGCCUCAGGGGUCCAGUUUGGAUCAGGUUCUGGAAAAGCCCAUCAGUCCAUGGUAACUCCCAUGAGGCCUCAGCGACAUGAAGAAGAGGACAGGUGGCUGGCCAGACCGAGACCUCUUAAGGUGGAGAAGUUGGAUCGACAGGUGCCGUCAGAGUUUCAUCAGCAAGGGAAGGAGAAGCAUUUGGAUCUCAGUCGGCCCACAGAACCAACAGAACCACACAGAGAACUACAAAGGUACGGCACACACUAUAAUGACGUAGGUGUCCGAGACCUACCUCCACCACUGGGGGCACCACCACCUCUAAUAUCCCCGAAACCUCCGCCUCGAGACCACCGCCCAUCCCCUCCCACUGCCAGUACUCUUUGGAACCCCGUAUCCCUUAUCAGCUCCGAUCGGCCCCUGUCCCACAUCCAUCCCUUCUCAGCCCAUAACAAACCGAAACCCCCCGAAGAUGAGCCCAGGCAGCAAAGCGGCUCCGAAAAGAACUCAUCCAUGCAGGUGAACAAUCUCAUUGAUUCUGGUAAAUACCUGGCAGAGCUGGAGAAGUCCACCAGAAGCUUUUUGAGCCAUCAGAGGACCUUCUUCUCUCAAUCUGGACCUGGAGACCACAGGCAAACCCAAGGGCCAGGUUCUCAAGGGCCGGCGGUGGAAAGGUCAGACCCUAUGAUGGUGUAUGACCAGGCUCUUCAUCAGCACAGGAGGCUGGUCAGCAAGCUAGACAUGGAGGAAAGAAAACGCAGAGAAGCUAGAGAAAAAGGUUAUUAUUAUGAAUUGGAUGACUCCUACGAUGAGAGUGAUGAAGAAGAGGUUCGAUCCCACCUGCGAAGAGUUGCUCAGCAACCUCCUCUUAAACUGGAUGCAUCUAAAGAGAAAAUGGAGUUUCUGAAUUCGUUUGGACUGGCCACUCUCUCCAAGCGAGAUGAGCUCCUGGAGAAGAAGAGGAAGAGGAGACGAAGACUCAUGCAGGAGAGAAGCCCAUCGCCUCCAUCGGUGCAGAACAAAAGGAAGACCCCCUCUCCUCCCCAGCCUCCGCUCACCACACGUUUCACUCCUGAGGAGAUGGACAACACUGCUGAACUUGAGGACAAGAAACAGUUCCUCAGCAUGUUUAGCCUGAACCACAUUAGCGUGGAGGAGAGAAGAGAAAAUGAGAAGAUCGUAACCUUGCUGGAAGCUAUUAAGCAGAAAAACGUAACGCUGGACACAAUGAGAUACGCUUCCGAUACAUCCUGUUCCAGCCCAUCAGCUUCUUCACCCAGUCAGUCAACUAGUAAUGGUCAUCCUGAACUCGUGAAUCGUUCACCUGACAAACUUCGACUUGAGGACCCUCCACCGCUUGCCCCUCUUAAUGCUCAAAACCAAUCCAAGGAGGCGUCCCCCAUCAGAAGGGUUCCAAGCCUGCAGGCCAGCGCUCUCCCGCCCCUCGCCCGACCGAAGGAUCACCCUUCUGGGCUGAAUGGUGUGAAUGGCAGCCUCAGGAUGUGGGAGAACAUAAACCCAGAGGAGUUUGCUCAGCACUUUCAUCAGUCUGUACUGCAGUCCACUCAAAUACCACAACAGAAACAGAAAGCAGGUGCCAAUGUAGGUGCCAAUGAGCAGUUUGACAAUGCAACACAUCCGCCUCCAGGCCUCCAGAGGGCAGUCAACAAGCUUCCUCAAACGCACACCAAUGGCCACUCCAGCCAUAUGCCAACCCGCCAUGAAUCUCCAGGUGUGAGGCAGGACCUUUCAGCCGAAGAGGGUGUCAGUACAGAUGAGGAUGAUGAAGAGGAGUCUUUCAGUCCCAAGUGGAAAGGAAUUGAAGCGAUAUUUGAAGCAUAUGAGGAGUAUAUGGAAGAGAGAGGUUUGGAGAAUCAGGUUCUUCAAAGCGAGUGUAGACGACUAGAGACGCAGCAUUACAAUCUCACGCUGACAGCCGAGCAGCUUUCUCAGAGCAUGAGGGAUCUGAUGGCACAAAAGCACAAUCUGGCACUAAAGAGAGAUCGCAUGCAGGCCGAAUUAGAGCACUUGAAAAAAUCCUUGGCAAUGCCCCUGUUUCAUUGGCACAGGGGCUACUACAAGGGACCCUCACCCAGGUGACCUUCCUAAAUUAUGAUGGACCACUGAAACUGAUUGACAGUGAGGAUGAGGAAGAAUAUGUACAAGACAAAGCUAUUGGUGAUUGUCUGGUGCCAGUGUUUGAUGCCUCACUGUGAUGUUCUGCACUUGAAACUCUACCACCAGAAACAGGAUCAUCUGACUUUAAACUAAACAGCCACCUGAGGACCAUAAAUAUCCAUUACUUGACUCAUACAAGUCUGACAGAGGAUGUUAAAAGACCAAUGCCAAUAUAAAUGAAGAAAUAAUUGCAUUUGGUGGCAUCGCCUGCUUACAUGCAAUUCUCUCAUACCCUAUGGAAGGGAUGAGUAGCUAAUAUGUUUUUCCAUAUAUAUUCACUUAAAAUAUUUUAAUAUUUAUACAGUUUCUUAAAGGAAUGUGAUUGUGUAAAACAUUGUCAAAAUCACAUUUUAUGUUUUUAUUUUAAUGUUUAAUUAUAAAAGGCCUGUAUUUGGAAAUUAAAUAAUGCUUUUUUUGUGAAAGGGGAAAUGGGGUACUGCUGGUCAGAAUGUUGAAAAUAUGUGGAGGAAUAUUUGGGUUUGUUACGUUGGAAAUAUUACAACCAUUUGGUUUAAUCUAUUAAUAAGGAUGUUGUCUAGCACUAUUUACCAGUUUUUUUAUUCACUUUAGCAUUAAUCACAACUAAAGUUUAAUCCCAUGAAUACAGAAAUAGGCACUAAAAUAAACAUGGGGUAACACUGUAUAAUAACUAUUAUAACAUAGAUGUUAAUGUAUUUUAAUGUAAUAAUGCUUGUUACACUUUUUUAUGAAAAUUAUUAUCUUUAUGUAUUUGUUAUUUGGCCAAGAUUAUUAUACUGUCAGCCUAGCUGCCAUAGAUACAGGUUGUGCAUUUGUAUACUUGGAUAUUAGUGCCACAAAACAUUUUCUCCAGCAGCACCUACUGUAAAAACCCAAAAGAGCCCAAACAAACUAUUUAUAAUUCAACUUCAUCAUGAAAUGUUGAAAUGUCCAAUGCCACAGGUGAAGAACACAAUGAAUUUCCACUUUAUUUGUAAUUUAAGGACAUGAAGGCCUUGUAGUUAGUAUUGCAACUUUAUGAUGUUUAAAAAAAGGAUGAAGUAUGGAAAUUUAUCUAUUUGUAGUUAAUAAAAAGGAACUGCCAUAAAUGGUUGUGGCAAACAAAACAAUGUAAAAAAUAAAACUGUGAAAUGUUUUAGUUGUCAUUUUUAGUGGAAUGAAAUGUAAGUUAAUAUAUUAUUUGUUGAAAGUAGAAAUACUUAUUUAUAUUGGUAUCACUGCUGAAGAGGUCGAGUUUGAAAUGUUCUUAUUUCUUGCCAUAUUUUGUCUACAAAAACAAGGUCUGUUUGAGAAAGUAAAACAUGGUUUAGCUAAGAUAACAUGAUCUUUCAGUUGUUUCUUUAUCUUAUUUGAAUAAAAAAGAAAAUGUAAAUUCAA
This is a messenger RNA of Paramisgurnus dabryanus, 5029 nucleotides long. RefSeq names its product Gse1 coiled-coil protein a (gene gse1a). The record is from RefSeq and is a predicted model, not a curated record. NCBI's taxonomy places the organism in Eukaryota, Metazoa, Chordata, Actinopteri, Cypriniformes, Cobitidae.